ACAAAUUUAACGUGAUUUAUGCUAUGAGCACACAACAUUUCGCGGAUGACUUGAUACUUCAACAUUCCAUUUUACAAAGGCAUUGAUACAGAAAGACAAUGGCUGCUACUUUGUUGGCAUCAGAAGAAAAUUCACCUACAGACUCCCCGAUAGCUUCACCACUUCCGAGCUUAGAAUCUGAAGAACAUGCUUGUCCUAUUUGUGAAGAAAAACUAAGUCAGCCCAAGGUUCUUGAUUGUCUUCAUGUUUUCUGUCAGGCUUGUUUAGAAAAGGCACUGGAAGAGCCAACAGAUGGAGGAGAUGCUUCAUCUGGAUGCAUUAAGUGUCAGACAUGCAAACAGGAGACAAAGGUUCCACCCAAGGGGCUGGAGGACCUACAGUCCGAUUAUGUGACUGUAGAUCUUUUGGAGAUGUCUUCGAUUGAGGACAUGCAGAUUGUCUGUACCAGUUGUAAGGCCAAAGAAAAGGCAGUUGCCCGGUGCAGUGACUGUGCAAACUUCCUGUGUACGAACUGUGUGACAGCUCAUCAGUUUAUGAGAUGUUUUGAUAAUCACAAGGUGGUUUCAUUUGAGGAAAUACAGAAAGGAGAUGGACUUCCCAUCCACAAACCAAUAUAUUGUCCUUCGCACUCCUCUGAAACCAUGAGACAUUUUUGCAGCACGUGUGAGGUGCCCAUCUGUAAUGAAUGUUUGCUGACUGACCACAAAGUACCAGAACAUUUCUCUGAAAGAAUAUCUGAUAUUGAGGGGAAGUUCUUUGAUGAAGUACAGAAUCUGGUCACUGAAAGUAAGAGCAAAAUCAAGUUUUGUGAUGAGGCAACAAGCACUCUGGAAAAUGCUCUUAGUGAGCUACAGAUGCAGCGAGACAAUGCCAAGGGUCUGAUACAUGAAACAUUCCAAAGCUACAAGGCAAUGUUGGAGAAAAGAAGGGAUGACUUAUUUCAAGAAAUGGAAGAGUUGCACUCAAAGCAAGAACUUGGUAUCAUGGACUUGUUUCACAACCUUGAAAAGACAGUGGACAAAAUUGAAGAUGGCAGCAAAUUUGCAGACAUGGUUCUAAAGCAUGGCAAUGGAUUGCAAGUGAUUUUGAUGAAAAAGAUGAUAACAUCACAACUGCUCUCCUUAAUCAACAACACCCCAAUACCAGAUGUUUCUAUUUCCAUUGAGUUUCAUACAGAUACAGAUGUCUUCCAAGAAGCUGUAAAGAACUGUUUUGGUUCUUUCUCCCAACCAGAGGCAAAGAUUGAGGAUCCGCAGUCAACAUCACUGACAUCUUCCUUUGAAAAUGAGACCUUCAUGAAUCCAAGCAAUUUGCUGGGCCUUAACAAGUUUGAUCGUACACUGAUUCCUCCUUCCUCUGAAUUCAUGCCAAGUCCGAUGAUGACUCCUGCAUCCAUAAGUGAAACCAGUCUGCCAUGUAUACCCCCCUUGCAGAACAUGACUGGAGGACAUGGCAUUAUGGCCACAGCCAUAAGUGGAGGAUCACAGUCCUGUCAAGAAGCUGUCAGCCUAUCCCGUAAUUCCCACAGCCCAGCUAUGUCUGACAGUGGUAUAUCGGUAGAUACUGCCAGCAACAACAGCGGCUCCAGUGCACCAAUGUUGAACAACAUCCAAGCGUUGGCUAAACUUCAUCCUAUUAGUUUCAAUAGUCAAGGAAUACCCCCGAGUUCCAGUGGCGGUACUCCUACCCCAAUCAGUCAUACUGACCAAGCCAUGAUGAUUCAUCAACCUCCAACCCCUCGCUCACAGACGCCUACACUAGACUCUAUUGUGGACAUGCUGCACCAAUCCCAUAACCCCAGUAGAGGGCUUGGCAAUAUGUGUUCUAGUGGCAGUAUGGGGAGCAUAGGCAGUGUCAAUAGUAUUGGCACCAUUGGCAACAUGAUGAAUCCUCCAGCUCCAAUAGGAACUGAGAGAAGUGUAAGCAGUGUCAGUCCUACUGGAACCUCCAUCACCUACCCACCACCUGUACGUAGGGGCAGUAAAAUGAGUGCUAUGCAAAUAAGGUGCAAAUUUGGACAGUUGGGCCCAGGAAAAGGCCAGUUUAAUUCUCCUCAUGGAUUCUGUUUGGGAAUGGAAGAAGACAUCAUUGUUGCAGAUACCAAUAAUCAUAGAGUUCAAGUUUUCGAAAAAACUGGUGAAUUCAAAUAUCAGUUUGGUAUCCCAGGAAGGGAGGAGGGACAGCUUUGGUACCCACGCAAAAUUGCAGUCAUGAGAAGCAGUGGAAAAUAUGUGGUUUGUGAUCGUGGAAAUGAGCGCUCUCGCAUGCAGAUGUUUACGCGCAAUGGACAUUUCGUUAAGAAGAUAGCAAUCCGUUAUAUUGACAUUGUUGCUGGGUUAGCCAUCACAUCACAAGGACACAUUGUGGCAGUGGACAGCGUAUCUCCUACAGUCUUCUGCAUUGCUGAGACCGGAGACUUAGUCAAAUGGUUUGACUGUAGUGACUACAUGAGGGAACCCUCAGACAUAGCAAUAAGUGGCAAGGAAUAUUUUGUCUGUGACUUCAAAGGCCACUGUGUUGUUGUUUUCAAUGAUGACGGAGCAUUUGUUCGUCGAAUUGGCUGCGAAAAUAUUACGAAUUAUCCAAAUGGGAUAGAUAUCAGCGAUGCUGGAGAUGUCCUGAUCGGAGACAGCCACGGCAACAGAUUCCAUGUGGGAGUGUUCCAACGUGAUGGUUCCCUGAUAGGUGAAUUUGAAUGUCCCUACGUGAAAGUCAGUCGUUGUUGUGGACUGAAGAUCACUUCAGAGGGAUAUGUGGUGACCCUGGCUAAGAAUAACCAUCAUGUUUUGGUACUGAAUACUUUGUACAUUACUUAGGAACUUGAAGUGGACACUGGUGACUAUAUAAUUCUGUAGUUGCCUAAUUACUUAGGAACUUAAGGUGAACACUGGUGACUAUAUAAUUCUGUAGUUGCCUAAAACAGCUUUUGCUGUAUUUCACGGGAUGUUGUUGACAACUCAUGCCCAUGAUUAGUAGUUGUAGCCACAUGUUAAUGAUUUUUUUUCCCUUUUUUGUUUUUGUUUAUUUUUCAAGUUUACAUUUACUCCCCUUUUUUCAUUUUAACAAGUAUAAUUUAUAUUCCAGAUGAAUUACAGUGACACGUUUAUCUUGACAACCCGGUCUUGUUUUGAAUCCAAAACAUUCAAUUUAGCACAUAUAUAACAACUUAAUAUUUUCAGGUUGGGUUUGAUAUAUUAAAACAUUUGGUUUGCAACUAACAAAACAUAUUCUCCAUUGUGUUGUAAAAUCACUAGCAGUGUAAUCAGAUUCAUUGAGCAAUGAAAAGUGCACAUUUAUAUUCUGUACUGCAAGAAAAAAAUUAGCAGAAAAUGUAUAAAAAAAUAUUGGAGACCGAUCGAAGCUAUUUAUUAAUGGCUUUAGAAUAUAGAGCAUUAUGUAUACAACACAUGCUUAUCUCUAGUCACAUACUCGACCCUUUAUUAAUGAUAUAACAUGACCAGUUUUUUGCUGUGCCUUAAAGGGAUUAUGAUUUUUUUUCUUUGUUAUAUUUUAUCUGUGUUCAUUCUAAAAUAAUGAUGGCUUUAC
Molecule: messenger RNA, 3546 nt
Organism: Ylistrum balloti
Lineage: Eukaryota; Metazoa; Mollusca; Bivalvia; Pectinida; Pectinidae
Product: brain tumor protein-like
Exons: 12
Coding region: 99-2816 (905 amino acids)
Biological process (GO): positive regulation of DNA-templated transcription
Cellular component (GO): chromatin; nucleoplasm
Molecular function (GO): protein binding; ubiquitin-protein transferase activity; zinc ion binding
Source: RefSeq, a predicted model, not a curated record